Dictyostelium purpureum is the source of this 1503-nucleotide messenger RNA. RefSeq lists its product as uncharacterized. Gene Ontology annotation, cellular component: extracellular region. The coding region runs from base 1 to 1503 and encodes 500 amino acids. NCBI's taxonomy places the organism in Eukaryota, Evosea, Eumycetozoa, Dictyosteliales, Dictyosteliaceae. Gene Ontology annotation, molecular function: chitin binding; chitinase activity. Gene Ontology annotation, biological process: carbohydrate metabolic process; chitin catabolic process. The record is from RefSeq and is a predicted model, not a curated record. The transcript is spliced from 2 exons.
AUGUCUUCAACACCCAAUAUAAUUAGAACAGAUCCAUUAAGUAAAGAUAUUUGCUUUGAUGCUAGAUCCGAAACUACCAACAAGAGCUUUGUUUCAACUAGAGUCGCUAACUCCAUGUACAACACCUAUUCAGGAACUACUAGUGAUUUGAGAAUUACUGGUAUGGUCUCAACAUCAUCGCAAUAUGAUGGUCGUCUUGAUAAUAAAACUGAUCCAUCCACCUUAGGUGAAGGAUUUGAUUUAAAUACCCUAACUGUCCCAAAUAUGUACAAUAGAGUUGCAUUUGGUUCUUUUGCUAUUACUGGUGACCAGGGUAUCAAAAAAGAUAUAAUUUUAAAAGCAACAAAAGAAAUGUGUUAUUCUAAAAAUAACUUACCAGUUGUCUAUGAUGUUUGGGGUUCAACACAAUCAGCUCGUAAUGUUGGCAUUGACAAACCAAAAGAAGUUACUAUGCCAAGAGAUUUCUCUGAAGAAAAGGUUAAUGGUCUUUUAGGUGGUCUUGAGCGUUUGAAAUCCAGAUCAAAAGAAAGAGGCGUUGGUGAUAUGAGACUAACAAUGACCGUUGGAGGAUGGCAAUUCUCUAACCCAUUCCACCAAAUGGUUAGAGAUGAAAAAACUCGUUGCGAUUUUACUGAUGGUAUCUUGGAUGUUCUUAAGAGAUUCCCAAUGUUUGACGAACUAAUUGUCGAUUGGGAAUACCCAGGCUCCUGUGAUCCACAACAAGGUAACCAAUUCUCUGAAGAUGAUACCAAAUUCUAUUCAUUUCUCCUUAAAGAAACAAGAGAAAAGAUGGACAAAUGCGACCUCGGUAGAAUUGAAUUAAAUAUUACUCUUCCAGGCACUGUUGACCAAUUAAAGAGAAUUGAUGUUCGUAAGAUCACUGAAUCUGGCGUCAGAAAUAUCUACCUUUUAACCAAUAACUACUUUGGCGAUUGGAAAGAAAGAGAAUUGGACCACAUUUCAUCAAUAAACCAUAUCAAGCCUGCUGUUGAACAUUUACUCUCUCUUGGUGUUAAUAGCAAAUGUAUCCACAUUGAAUAUAGCACACAUUCAAGAAACGUCACCAAUGCUAAAAUUGAAAGCCCAUGCCCAUUAAAAGGUACUUUUGAAAAAACUGAUAAGAUGAUUGUUGGUACAUUUGAAUCUGGUGUUAGCUCUUUUAAUGACAUCUUGGUCAACUACUUGGACAUUACCUCUGGCAAAGGUAAAAAUGGUUUCCAACUCUACACUGAUACCCGUUGUGACGCUGAUUUCCUCUACAAUCACCAAUCUAAAGUUUUCAUUUCAUUAGAUACACCAAGAACUGUUAGAGCUAAAGGUGACUACGUUCGUGAAAAGAAAUUAGGUGGUCUAUUUAAUCUUAGUAUCAGCUAUGAUGCCUCUGGUCUCUUGUUGAAUGCUGCAUGUGAAGGUCUCGGAUUAAAAGUUGAAAAACAAACCAUUGAUAUGUCCAAACUCUACUACAAAGGCUUAACCCAGUCCAUUACUACACCACAACAAUAA